Messenger RNA from Hyalella azteca, 4946 nucleotides. RefSeq lists its product as uncharacterized. NCBI's taxonomy places the organism in Eukaryota, Metazoa, Arthropoda, Malacostraca, Amphipoda, Hyalellidae. Gene Ontology annotation, cellular component: actin filament. Gene Ontology annotation, molecular function: actin filament binding; microtubule binding; cytoskeletal adaptor activity. The record is from RefSeq and is a predicted model, not a curated record. The coding region runs from base 184 to 4566 and encodes 1460 amino acids. The transcript has 13 exons. Gene Ontology annotation, biological process: actin crosslink formation.
GAAACUAAUUAUACUCGACGAAUUUAAUUUCAGUUGGAAAGCGACAGUCGUGAUGCCGCUUGUUACACCCGAUGACAAUCUAUAAUCUUCAGGUUGAAUGGAAUUUAUCACUAUGAUCACUUUGAAUUAUUUGUAUUUAUAACAUCAGUGGUUUUUAGUGUGAAAGUUUUUGUUAAUCAUACGAUGAGCUCCAGAAGAAAAGAUCCUCUUUCCCCUUCUGGAGGAGAUUACGAUGUUCCGUUCUUUACGGUCGCUCAUUACAAGUCACCAACUUCUGCACCUACAACGUACGAAUUCGCAUCCCCGUAUCGGCCCAACGCAGUGACCGAGGCCACAAAUUCUGUUAACGGCAAGACAGUGAGACGCAUAGUACCCCUGAAUGAGGAUAGAACAAUCACGGAUCGUGACAAUCGUGAUGCAAAGUUGUUCCCGGAUGUGAUAUCCGUUGCAAGUUGUCCCAGGAGCUCGUAUGAUCCGAGUCUGGGUCGAACGAUACCUAGAAACUUUUCGGAUGGGCGACUGGAUAAAGCGGUGUACCGACAAGAUAAAGAUUUUAUACCAAGUUCCGUACUACCAAGGAACUUAUCGGACGGUCGAUUAGACCAGUCAUGUUUACGGUCUUUCCCCGAGAAUAUCGAAAGAAUUGAGCCACCAUUACAAGGUUUUAGUGGAGAGGGAGCUGGAGAAGCUUUGUGUGGUGAUAGUUUAGAACUCGAUAUGUCUCCCGUGCAGCUUGCUUUUGGUCCAAGUUUGCCAGGCGAAUCUUGGUGGCCUCCUGACGAUAUCAUUUCUCCUUCUGAAACUUCACCUCCUUAUCAGCUCCCUCCGCCUCACGAAUCUGAACUUCAGAACAACGGACGUCGAUCAAGAGGUCGUGAAAAAAAUUCGGUGAGUUCUAUUCCGGAAACACCGAUCUCGAAGACUGCUCAAUCCCGAUGUAAUUUAGACGAAAUCCCCGUUAAAAUGUCAGUUAAUUUUUCCAUAAGUCCUCCUUCACGUCCCAAAAUUAGGAAAAGAACUCCUGAUCCCCCGGGGCAGAAAUCUAAGCCCACUACCCCUAAUGGCAUGAUUGACGCUCCCAAUUCCGGCUUCGUGAGAGCGGCCAGAGUAUACGAAGACGCAACGGUCAGUGAUGCCGGGGAAUUUUUGUUCCCGGCAUCUGGGGAAAUCCCUCAAAAAGUUAGUGAAACUCUCCAGCCUUCUUUGUCCAGAAAAUCUUCUUGCAAAAAGCCUAAAGUUAUAUUCGAAGAGAACGAAUCUGGUCCAUGCUCUGAUGUGGAACGCAAGGUGGACGAUUUGAACACAUUGGAUGUAAAGGCAUUACCCGGGAACUCUAGUACAUUAAAGUCAGCAAUGGCUGUUGCCGAAACUAAGUUGGCACAAAAAGUGAUUGAUGCAGCCAUAUCUAAACUUGAAGAUUCGGUUCUGCAACCAUUAACGGUGUUUGAAAACACAGUGGACACUACGCAUAAGGAUUUAAAACAUAUGAAGGAUUCUGGAAGAAGUCGCUUGAGUUCUCAGUUGCGAACUUGCAAGCCUGAAAUCGCCCCAAAACCUUCCCAAGAACAAAUCGAGUCAGCUAGUCGAAGAAAUUCCGCCGUGGAUCAUAACUUCGAUGUUUUGAGACUAUCAGCAGAAAUUUCAAUAGAUCCUCCUCUGAAGAAAUCAGACCCUUCAAUGUGCUCCGCUCAACCUAACGGUAAGAGUCUUAUACAGAGAAACUUGAACGAGGCUCAAGAAAGUCCUCUUGUGUGUAGAGACGAUCCAUCUCGAAAAUUUGAGGUUAUUAUUACUUCUGUUAAAGGAUCACAAGUUAUUACUUCUUCAUGUGGCUACACAUCAGCUCCGUCCCAAUCUAAGGCACAGUCUGUUCAUCCGGCAGUUCAAGUCAGAGCACAGGUGCAGAAACCUACAAAUUUCAGUCAGAAACCUCGAAAAGAUGUAGUUGCCGUUGCUAGAUCUACGUCAUCUAAAGAUCAAACGACGACGUAUUUAAAGUCACCGACGGCUCCUCAGCGACGACAAAACGACGUCAUGAGCAACGGCGAAAGAAACACAGCCUCCAAAUUCAUCGAACCUUCCGCUUCUCAUGUUUCUUCCGGAAGACAGAAUAACGAUAUAUCAAGAGUCUCUCCAGAUGUGAAAAGAACAGACACUACGGCCAGAACUCCUGACGCGACGCAUAGAACUCCUCCAGUAACACCCAGAACUUCUUCAGAAUUUACGCCAAGAACUCCUCCAGUGACGCCCAGAACUUCCGAAGUUACGUCUAGAACCCCUGACGUGAGACCUAGAACUCCUAGGACCCCACGGACGCCCAGGAGCAAGUCCAGAGAACCCAGCUUCUGCCUGGAACUUGACUACGACGAGUUCCCUCAGUCGGACACUGAAUAUUUAGCUCUCCUACACGCCAAGAUCGCAGAGGCUCACGAGCGACAACUGCUGCCGUUGAAAGAAGACGUCGCGGAUUGGCUUGCCAAGCUACUAGGAGAUGACGGCUUAACUCAUCUUAACCUGCUGGAGCGUCUAGGCACCGGAGUGCUGCUGUGUCGUCUCGCUGACAUCGUGAGCCUCAGGGCGCAAGAAGCCAGGCAAAUGGGACUCUCAGAACUCGAGGUACCGAGACUGCCCUACAAGACCUGGGACCGGGCCCGGCAAGGUUCGUUCUUCGCGCGAGACAACAUCGCUAACUUCCUGCGCUUCUGCCGCCGUCUCGGCGUGCACGACAACCUCCUCUUCGAGACCGAAGAUCUCGUGAGCGGCAGCGGCGGGCGCACCGUGGUGCUGUGCCUGCUGGAGGUGGGGCGCCUGGCGCAGACCUGGUGGGGUCUGGAGCCUCCCUCCAUAGUCAAGCUGGAGAGGGAGAUGGAGGGGGAGGAGUGGUCUGCCAGGUCAGACAGUGGAUAUUCUAACGCGUCGUCCCCGCGGGGCAGCUCCCUGGCGCUGCAUCCCUCAGCCCCAAGUCCCCCCAGUGACGGGGACGCUGCCAAGAACAACAGACGUGACUCCCCUGGGGGAUUCAAAGUCCCUUAUGCUGGGGGAUUACAGCUUGCUGCUACCCCCCACAAAACAAAACCGGUGGGGGCGCGGGGCCCCAAACCAACUCCACCCCCGAAACCGGAGUGCAUCAAACAGGCCAUGUAUGCUAUCGUGAACCGGCCAGACUCGCUGCCGGGGGCGUGUACAAGGGGUUGGUCUGGAUCGAAAACCACACCCAGCACCCCAGCCCUGACCCCCACCCACACCCCCAGGACCCGCCUCCCCAUCGCUCAAACCCCCCGGACCUCGGGGAGGUCGACCCCCAACACAACCCCUACAACGCCAACACAGUGUCGCCGCUAUUUAUCCUCGGCACCAAAACAAGGAUCGCGAACCCCAACUUCGAGGAUCCCCUGCCGGACCCCCACCUCACGGACCCCCCAACGGACCCCCCAGCGAGGGUCGGCGGCUUUUGUGACCCCUCAGAAGAGCGGCCGCCCCCCCGUGACCCCGGCGCGCCCCCCCUGUGUCAGGGCUCAGGAGGACGUGGCUAAGCUCAACCGCGACCUCGACAACAGGGUUGCCGACAUUGCACGCCAGACACGCGGUGUGUGCGCGUGUACGGAAGCUUCCUGCACGCGCACGCACAUCAAGAAACUGGCGGACGGGAAAUACGACGUAUACGGCAAAAGUGUAUACGUUAGGCUGCUGAAGGACCGCCACGUGAUGGUGCGCGUGGGCGGCGGCUGGGACACCCUCGAGCAUUACGUCCUCAGCCACGACCCCACACAGGUAGUUGUAUUCAACACCCCCGGAUCAGAACCUUUCCUGCACAUCCGGUCCCGCUACCGCUCCCCAACCCCUAGCCGUGGCACGGCUCGCUCGCAAAAAAUUUCCAAGCGGUUCUCGGGCUCCAAGCCUGGUUUGAAUGACGACGCUCCUUCCCAGCCAGACUUCGAUAACUCGUUUGGUUCCAGCCAGUCACUUUCCGAUGGAUCUUCCACACAGUCCGAGCUAACCGAGGGCGGAGACAAGGAAUUGGUUGAUACUCAAAUGGAGGAAGCAAAAAUCUUGUCCGCGAUUGAAACUUUAUCGAAGUCUAUGUCCCCAUCGUCUAAACAACAUCAUUCUUCUGGUUUCUAUAACGGCGAAGGCGCUAAGGUUUUGGAAGCUCUUGAAGAAUCCCCCACAGACAAUCGCGCUACAAAUGAAGCCAUUGAUCUAAAUUCUAACGGCGUUUCUUCGGCGGUGGAAAAUUCCUCUGACGAACAAGUGGCAGUAAAAGAAGACGUGCUGUCUCCAUGCCCUUGUGAAAUUAUUCCUCCUCUUGGGGCUGUAACAGAAUCAUGCCCGCCUGAACUCUUCGCUGUAUCUCUGACAGACUCUUGCUCGUCUCAGUCAAUGUCCAGUGCCCAGUCAGAGUCUGGCAAUACUGGCAGCACAAUCAUCAAUCCACAAGCCAGUCUCUCUGAUUCUAUUUGUUCAUCGACGCUCCACGAUGAUGUCGAUGAUCCAAAAAUGGCAGAAUCGUGCGAUUCUAUAAGCUCCAUGGAAAAAAGCCAGGAUUUGGCCGAGACCGCAAAUUAAAUAUCGUCAAGCUUCUGGAAAAGAUUCAAUGACUUUUAAUCACGUUGCUGUUAUUAGACCCGUGAAAAUCGUUAAUACCUCGGGAUUUUUCCUAUGUGAUAUUAGAAAGUAGGAUUGUGGGUAGAUCAUCGAGGAAGAUGGAUUAGCGUUCUUGCAGCUUUACACGUAGCAGAGAUGUUGUCAAGCUUCAAUUUCUUAAAAUAUUUGUAGUAUAAAUCCUUGAACGAUCUGAAACAGGCAUGCAGAAUGCAGGGUUUACACGAUACGAAAUAUUUUUUUCAUCAUCGCCCUCGCUAUAUUCAUAGCACAAAGCUCGCAAAUUAGUUGCCGCUGUUUGACGCUUCGUAAUCCCUGUGGAUCUUCUUCUUUAUUAACGUGUU